Phyllostomus discolor (pale spear-nosed bat) is the source of this 3471-nucleotide messenger RNA. RefSeq names its product G protein-coupled receptor 180 (gene GPR180). The transcript is spliced from 9 exons. The record is from RefSeq and is a predicted model, not a curated record. Lineage: Eukaryota; Metazoa; Chordata; Mammalia; Chiroptera; Phyllostomidae. Bases 125 to 1510 code for a protein of 461 amino acids. Gene Ontology annotation, biological process: G protein-coupled receptor signaling pathway; response to pheromone.
GGACACGUCCCACGGGCCGCGCCCCCAGCUUCUCGUGGGGAGACCUGGAGCCGGGCCGCCGGGCUGGGUGUGUCACCUGGACUUCCAGCGCCGCCCUCUCUCCGCAGCUCAGCGGCUUCGUGGGAUGCGUGUACUGCGAAACGCACUGUCGCAGCCCCCUACACCCUCGUCAUCAGCACCCCUUCCCCACUUGGUGAUUGUGUUCUGCACCUCAAAGAUCGUUUCUCCAACCUUAACAUACAAACGUUGUACAGAUGACACGCCUGCUCCAUUUUUCGAGAUCCUUCCCUCCAAGAAGCAUCAUUGGCUCACUUCUGUUUCAGCCUGGUUAGGUGACCGUGCUCUUCUCUGUGUCAGAAUCAACAACGUAGCAGUUGCUGUUGGAAAAGAAGCAAAACUCUACCUGUUCCAAGCCCAGGAAUGGCUAAAGCUGCAGGAAAACAGUCACGGUGACAGUUGUAGUGAAAAACUGUCCAAAGCUCAGUUGACAAUGGCCGUGAACCAGACGGAACAUAAUCUGACAGUGUCCCAGGUUCCGUAUCCACAAACGUGGCAUGUGUUUUAUGCAGACAAGUACACAUGCAGAGAUGACGAGGAGAGUCCUCAGGGGGACGACAUACCGUUUGAAAUGGUGUUACUGAACCCCGAUGCGGAAGGGAACCCGCUUGAUCAUUUUAGCGCUGGCGAGUCUGGGUUACAUGAGUUCUUUUUCCUCCUAGUCCUAGUGUACUUUGUGAUUGCUUGCAUUUAUGCUCAGUCAUUGUGGCAGGCUAUUAAUAAAGGAGGACCCAUGCACAUGGUUUUAAAGGUCCUGACAACUGCAUUGCUGUUACAAGCUGGUUCAGCUUUAGCUAAUUACAUUCAUUUCUCCAGUUACUCCAAAGAUGGGAUAGGGGUCCCUUUUGUGGGAAGUUUGGCGGAAUUUUUUGACAUCGCUUCCCAAAUUCAGAUGUUGUACCUCCUCCUGAGCCUGUGCAUGGGCUGGACCAUAGUCAGAAUGAAGAAGCCCCAAAGCAGGCCUCUGCAGUGGGACUCCACCCCCGCGUCCACCGGCAUCGCCGUGGUCAUCGUCACCACGCAGAGCAUUUUGCUCCUUUGGGAGCAGUUUGAGGACACCAGCCCUCACAGCCACUACUCCCACCACAACCUAGCAGGGGUCCUCCUCAUCGUCCUGAGGGUCUGCCUCGCGCUGUCCUUGGGCUGCGGCCUCUACCAGAUCGUCACGGUGGAGAGGAGCACCCUGAAGAGGGAGUUCUACAUCACCUUUGCCAAGGGCUGUGUCUUGUGGUUUUUGUGCCACCCAGUUCUUGCGUGUGUUUCCGUCGUGUGCAAGGACUACCAGAGAGAUAAGGUCGUCACAAUAGGCGUGAUCCUUUGCCAGUCCGUCUCCAUGGCGGUUCUCUACCGACUCUUUCUGUCCCACAGCCUGUACUGGGAGGUGUCCUCGCUGUCCUCGGUGACGCUGCCGCUGGCCAUCCCCUCCGGGCACAAGGGCCGGCCCCACUUCUGACGCCCGGUUUUCUUGACAGAAGAGUGAACGCGGUGCGCUAAGGAUCCAAAUUCUGACUUUUUUUUUUCAUACUUAUAGUAUGAAAAGAAAAUGGAAAGCAGAGCAUGUUAUUUAUACGACUGCAUUUAAGCAGUACCAAAACUGAAAAAGGUAAUAAAUGAAAUGUUUCAAAAAAUACUUAAUAAACUUUGAAGAAAGAGUAUGGUUAUUAGGUGACUUACGCAGUUUCCAUGUGGAAAUAAAGAUGAAAAGAGUUCUAUGAUAUUGUGGUAAGAGAUUCACCACUUAUAAUGCCUCGUCUUAUGUCAAAUAGUUCACUCAGGUCUGAGAGGCUUAUAAACAGUAAUCAGUUAAAUGAUUACUUGCUUACACGUAGCUAACCUAAGCCCAGCUAUAAAAUCAGUGGAGUACACUGACCAAAACUGCUUUUUAUGCUUUAAAGAAAACGCAUUUCACAUUGGAGUUUAAAAGAAUUGAAAAUGAAACUUGCUUCAGAAAAUAAAUACCAAGUAUAUUCAUAGUUAAAUGAAUAAGCUUUUGUUUAUUUGUGGGUGGGGUUUUUCUCCGCUUUCUUCUAUCACUUUGGCUCUAAUUCAGGCUUUACUUUGAUUAACAAGGGGUUUUUGACAGUGUGUGAGAAAUAAAAUCAGAUACAUUGUACAUGUUUUGAGGACAAAGGGUGUUCGAGUCUGAGGAUCGAGGUGAAGGACGAGCAGGUUUGCGCGUUUAAAAAGAAGAGAAGAGUUCUGUGUGAUACGGGACUAAAGCUUUAAUCCUGACAUAAUUCAUUUCUCUUAACGCUGAAUCCCCAAUCGUAAUUAAGCCAUAUACACAGAUUAAAUUAACAGAAACAUUUCACAUAAAUGUUGGUUUCAGUCAUCAACGGCCCACAAAUUCCUGCCCAAGGAUACUUAAUCAGGAUUAAAUUUUCUAUGAAUAAUUGAAAAACAAAAUACUCACUGGAUUUGUUCUAAUCCGUAUUGGCACUGGCUUCUAAGUAGUUGCCAUCUCGAAACUUUUGUAAUAAAGCCAUAUCCUUUCGUGUGGGGGAUGCCCCAGCACUGAGUAUGAUGCUGAAAUACACUCUAUCAAGUGCCUCUGGAAAGACUUGCUGGCUGGUUGUGGGUACCUGCUGUAUAGAAUAAGUGUUCCCGUCAGUGACCGAUUGUAGGUUAUUCUGUUUCCGUUUGUGAGGUUGUUCGGGGCUUUUCCUUUUUACCUCUGGCUUAUUUUAAAAAAUGUCUUAAAUCUACUUUCAGAGGUAUUACAUUUUUAAGUAAGAAAUGGUGCGCUGAUCUGGUAAUUAAACUUUUUAAUUAAAGUUAAAAUAAUGUAGCACAACUUAAAAAUAUCUAUGGCUACCUUCUUUUCCCUUAUACCUAGUCUUAUUGGAAAUGAAUAGUAGUGUAUCAUUUUAAAGGCAAAAGUAUAUUUAUUUUUGACUAGUGACCAGCAAAAUGUCAGACUGACAAGGUUCAGCCUGCUCAUUAGAUCAUCUCUAACAGGUCUUUGUAAAUUAUCUAAUAAGUGAGAGCUGCAGGUUGAGACCAGAAGUCUGGGGUAUGUUUUAGUCUUACUCAGUCUGCCGAGUGGUCAUGACCUUUUCUUUGCCCGAGUCUCACUCAUAACACCGGUUAUCGGAGCUUGUGUUCAGCUGGAGUGCUGUUAAUUUCAGCUGAUAAAACAAGGGAAGCAUUUUCAGAAAUCCUGUGAACUUGCAUCAAUGGGAAGGGAAUGAUUUCCAUGUUACCUUACACAAAGAACAUAGAAACUAUAGCCAAUCCGUAUGCAACAUAUUCCUGUGCUUGCAUUGUGAAACUUUAACAGGUGUUUUUACUUUAUUUUUUAAUUUAUGGUUGAAAUUGCUGAUAAUUUAUUUUGUUAUUCAAGAGCCAUUGUUAAAUGAAGUAAAACAGUUGUUCAUAAUUAAUGUAUAAAAGAGUUGUUAAUAAAGUUUAGUA